Messenger RNA from Zingiber officinale, 474 nucleotides. RefSeq lists its product as uncharacterized. Bases 69 to 266 code for a protein of 65 amino acids. Lineage: Eukaryota; Viridiplantae; Streptophyta; Magnoliopsida; Zingiberales; Zingiberaceae. The transcript has 3 exons. The record is from RefSeq and is a predicted model, not a curated record.
ACCUCAAGAUUGGCUGUACAGAUGCAAACCUUUCGAGGGGAGGCGAGCAAUCGAGGGCGAAAGAGAAGAUGUCGCGGAUGAUGGAGAGACUGAGGAUUUUUGUGGCCAAGGAGCCAAUCAUCGCCACCUCCCUCUUCUUCGGUGGCCUUGGUCUCUUCCUUCCAGCUGUAGUUAGGCCGAUCUUGGAUUCCUUUGAGAUGGCGGAACCAGUCGAGCAGCCUGCUCUUGAUGACGUGGUUGCCGGUAUCACGGGGAAGAAAAUAUAAUAAUGUGCAUUUUCCAAUUUUCCCCCCCUUGUUCGCAUGGAGAUCAUUUCCAGACGUGAUGCGUUGUUUUAUCUUAUGAAUGAUGUGAUGUAACCUAGAUCAUCUGUUUCUUGUUUUUUUUUUCAACAUCGGUGAAAUGGUUCUGUUCUAAUAAACUGAAUAACGUUGACCAAGUUUCAUGAUCUAUUCGAGUUUUGAAUCUUUUAUA